CAUAUAUUUGCAUGGCUGUCAGCUCUUCGCACUCUGGGCGUCCGUCACCGCGCCUCUGCUCGCGUAAAUUGACUCGGGAACCCGUCUCUGGUUUUGCUUUUACAGGCGCCGAGUUUGUGCAAGAGGUGCGCACACAUCCUCGCGCACUCUCAUGCACUCUCACCCCCCCUCCCCGGUCCUGUGUGAGAUGCACACAGGACCCCUCCUACCGGGAGAACGCCGCCCUUAUUAGAGUGAGCAACGCCACGUGUCUGCCAACGAGGAGCCUGAACUGCGCCAAACGAGGACCCCCGUGUGUGUCACCACCCCCCCCCCCCCAGUCCGUCCGUGGGAGAGCUAGCGGCUGCCUCGGUUCAGCGACGCCCGCCUCUGCUCCUGGGAAUCUCACAGUCCGUUUGCCCUGCAACACGCAACGAUGUGCGCGUGUGGAUCGACCACAGGCGCGUUUUAACUUCGGGACGACUUCCUCUUCCUCGUCGCCUGAACGUGCACCCAAGCAAGUUUAUUCUCGCAACAAAAAACCUCACGCAAGAGGCGUUACGAAACACCGGCGCUUAAAUAUUACACAGUGUUCCUGCAUAGUGGCAGAUAGCAGACCUUUUCUUAAUUCCUGGUUCGUGCGCUUAGCCUGUGGAUUUUUGUUCUUUAAUUUGUGAGAUGGGCUUGGAGAUUUUGGCCGAUUCAUCCGGACCGUUUUCACCUGGCGGAUAGAGAUCGCAGCUCUCAUGGCUCAAGGCUCACCUGCGCUCAGGACUCUGGCGGCUCUAGCCUUGCUGGGGUGGCCUUUCGCCCCGGUCCAUAUGUGCAAUGAGCUGGAGCUGAAGAACAACCUCGACACGCAGUGCCUGAUCAUGUUCAAGAGCCACAUGGAGGAGCUGGGAUCAGACUACUGGUGCGACUGGCUCAUUAUCAGCAGCCUCUACAACGCGCUGACCAACUGCACGCAGGAGAAGGCAGGGCAGAGCGACUGCUUCUGGCCCAACUCGGUGGUGGACGCGUUCUUCCUGGACGUCCACCGCCGCUUUUUCUCCAACUGCUCCCGGGACGAGCCGGUGCUGGCCGACCCUCCGGACACCGUGCUGGGGCUGCUGGUGGCUGGCCCCGCCAUGCUCGCCGCUGCUCUCACAGCGCUCAUCGUCUGGCUCAGCAAGCGGCGGGAGGGAGUGGCCUGAGCGGUGGCGUGACUGUCGAGUGUGCAGGCAGUGCAACUGCACUGGUGGACGGACUGCGAAGAGAAGGGCCGGGGGCAGGCAGACAGGGGACCCUGAUUAAAUUCCUCGCGGUGUAGCACAUUUCAACCAUGCUGCACCUCUGGGCCUGACCUCCACCUACAUUCUGCUCGUGGUUGGAGCAAGCGUCCUUCCAAUAUGAACGUACUUUCUCAGCAUUUUUCCUGCACAUGAGAAAGCUAAACAAAGCAAUGCCAGAUUUAGGAUUUUGUGGGUGUAUCUGCACGGCAAAAAAGCCUAAUCUGUUUUUGGGGGGAGAUGAUGAUCUCUCUGCGUACGUGGACUGGGUAAUUUACAUUUAAAUAUUGAGGCGAUGACCUGGGAGUUUUAUGUUUGGAAAAUGAGCAGAGAAAAUAGAGAAAGGUGGAAAGAGCAAUGGUAAGUCUGCAGUGGAGCUGAGCUAUAGCAAUCAGUCACACUCUGUGUCCUAUGGCAGCCUCCACUGGCCUUGCUGCUGCUGUUUUGUUAGAUUUUACAUGGUCUGUCAAUAUGCAGCAAUGAAGAGUAUAUAUAUGGCAAAAAAGUACCAAUUUGUUCACUGUAAUGUGUUGCUGGGAUUGUUCAUGUAUUUCUGGCUUGUAUUUAAACCACAUUAAGUCGAUUCAUAUUGUUGACCAUUAGAAUGUGGACGAAAAGUAAAAAGCCACACUGUUGUAUACCGCAAGUCAUCCAUCAUCAACAACAACAAAUGAUACAGAAUCUGCUGCAGCGCUUCUCUAACUUUUGGAAGCCAAGUUAGCGAACAACAUGCCCUAGUGGCUGAAAUUCCAAAUGCCAUCGAUAUUUUACACUUUGUGAUGCCAUUACCAGGCAUUUUAAAUUGUGCAGCCAUGAAGCUGGGUAAUCGAUAUCACAUAUAUUCCCCAAAACAACUGAAACUACUGUCAAUGUUUCAUUGUUAUCAUAGUGAUCACAAUUCAUGGGUCCAGAAUUGAUACCUGUCAAGGCAAUUGAAAAAUCUCAGCAUACUCUAUUCAAGUGUUCAAAUACCAAGCAGUCAAAUUGGUAAUAAUUUACAAGCAUUAAUUUUGCAGUCCUUUUCAAUGCAUUGAUAGUUGAAGACCUCUGCAUAUCAUGGCAGUCAUGAGGAGUGUUUUACCAUACCUCACCACACUGAUCAAUGUGGGUUAUUGAUAUCAGAUGUCACUCGCCACUAAUGUUUCCCUUGACCAGAAAUUGAAUGGAGACCACUGGGCUCAUAAAACACUGUGCAAACCCCUAUGCAAUUGCUCUCACCCCAGAAAGUAAAUGGGUUUACUGCAUUAAACAUAUCGUCAGAUUCCUUGUGGUGGUCAGAAUUGUGCUAUCUUCCGAUUGGCUGCACCACACGAAAGAAGCGGCUCAACUUAUUUGAAGGCAGGACCUUUGACUCAAAAUGCAUGAGCACUCUAUGCACGGUUGAACAUUCUCAUUCAUAUUUAUGCACAACGUAAUUAAAUGUGCUGAGGAUAAUAAAAUUGUCUGCCAAUCUCUGCAUAUUACAAAUCCAUUACUGCAUUGCAUCAAGUCACGUUGCAACAGGCGUUGGGCAUCUGUUAACGUUCCAGAGUCGGUGGUGGGAAUUUCUCAGUCCUUUGGUGGGGGUUGUCUCACCAGAUGACAACCACUGUUGACGUCCCACCAAGAGAGAUGCUCAUUGGAUGUUUGUGAAAUAUAUGGAAUCAGGAGGAACGCUGGGCUGAGCAGACCCCGGUGUGAUUUGCACCUCGUCUCAUGAGUAAGAACCCGCUGCUGUGCCCACUAAGCCUCGACCCAGCUGAGCCCAGUUUCUGAAUAAUGAAUUACUAAUAAGGCAAUUAAUUAUAAAACAUAGAGUUUGAAUCGCUGUACUGCAUAUGAAGAUUGUCUGAGCAUUUUAAAUGGCCCGGUAAACAGAAAAAAACGCACAGUGUGUGGUGUAUAAUGUUUUUUGAGAGGCAGACAUCAAAAACUAUGACACGGCUUCUGUCAAUGUGAAUGCCCAGGGGUUUUGAGAAACUGCACAUGACUUUUUCAAUCACAGUUUUGGGCUGCAAUUCAAUCGCAGAAUGUAUUUAUUGGUUUGUCUCGACGUUCUAGUGCAUGUAGAAUCUCUAGUCCUUUGUAGGGUUUACGUGAGGAAACUGCAGUAUAUUACAUGUGCAUUUAGUAGCGUGCGCAUAAACAGUGGGCGUAUUAAUUUCAGAGCGAGAGGAAAGUUAGUCACAAGGCAACGCAAGGAUAAAUCUGAACAGAGGCAGGGUUAUGAGCAUGGGCAAAGAGACAUCUGUGAAAAAGAGCUUCAUAGCUCAUCGGAUUCCUCCAGUCAAAAUAAAAAAUAAAAAUUCUGAUUUCUGGACAAUGGAGGCGGCAGACGAGAAUGAUUGACGUCCCACUAAGUGAAGGUUGCCUGAAGGCUUACGACAGGAAGCCUGGAGCGAGAGUGUGUGAAGGGGAGUAGAAUUAGACGAGAAGAGAUAUAUAGACAGAGGCGAGGCCAUUGCAGGAUUUUUAGGAGGGCGAGCGUGAUGCUGAAAUUCACCUGAGAUUUCAGAGGGAAACAAUGCAGUGAUUCGAGCAUUGGGGUGAUGUGGUCUCAUGUCCACGUGCAGAUAAGAAAACUGGAGCUUUGGAUCGUAAGCAUAACAGCUCACGAGAUAUUUUAAUGAUCAAUCAUUGCAUCAUUAAUUGGCAUAAUUGAUGAAUGAAUGCAUUGUUACAUCACAUGGCUGAUUGCGUAGUGCACUUAGGGAAAUGUAAGCGGAAGCGACGAUGACAAUUAAGUAUUAAAUAAAGACUUGCAAAUACAAUUUGUAUGAUACUUUAGCUAAUAAACACAUACGUGUUAACUGGAAUUCUGGCUUAUAUGAUCGUUUCCAUUGGUAUGAUUUUGAAACAGAGUUAGGGAGUGACGUGGGAUGUGUGUUGUGUUCAUGACGGGAAAAAAACUUGGCCAUGCUAAAUAUUGUCACCUGAUCCCUUGAGAUCAUGGGGUGAUGUGGUAUUUGUUAUUUGUCCUUAAAAUUAUCUCUAGUAGGAUGAAAUAUCUCAACAUAGUAGGUCAAUUAUAAAUACACACUGGCAUUCUUUUUUGCGUGUGGUUUUUGAUUGGAAGAGAUUUUGGCCCAAAAAUGUACAUUUUAAAAAAAAGUAAAGCCAAAUCCAUUGCAGCCCAAACAAGAUUACCCUCCAAUGCCUGCUGUUGUAAUGGAUUGACUGUGUUAUGUGAUAAAACAUCACAAGAGGGAUAUGCGGGGGCCACAUGAAAAUCCAUAAAGUUUUUGAGGCUUCAGAUUGAGUGGGGUUGGUGAUCUGGCACUGAUUUUGCAGUUUUUGUACCAUCUGUAAUUGUUAAUAAACAUGACUAUAUAUGCAUCCCUAUAUGCAAUGUUGUACAAGUAAAUAAAAUCUAAAAAUAGCAGUACUAUAGUAAAAUGUCAAAAUGUAAAGAUUUACACGAUAUAUUCUGUAUAUGAUUCUUACAAAAUCUCCGAGACAAUUAUUUCUGGGACACUAUUUUUUUCAGGGGGGUUACUUAACUCCACGACUGGGGUACCAAUCAAUCCGAAAUCAGUGCUACGCAGCGAGGACGAUUACGCUGAAACCCUGAACGCUCGCGUAUGCACCACAGCUCGUCGAGAUGAGUCGAUUGCCGCAUCGCCGACCAUCAACAGACUAAAAAUGACUGCAUCACGGACAUUAUGCGAGAGCCGGGGUACUAUGGUACCCUGGGGUACCGCCAUAAGGUUCAUAUAAACCUAUUAUCAAGGUGACUUGCAAUCUCUUUGUGAAGUGGACGACAUUCUGCAACAUUAUGUAAUUUAAUAAGUGGCUUUCAUUUAUCACCGUUUAUUAACGCAGACAUGGGCAAUAUUUCCGAAUGCGUUGAGUUUUCGUGGGGAAUUGGCAAGGUUGGUGAGUUGUGGCACACAGUGCAUUUUCCAUAGUUGGAAAGCUGACUUAUAUAUAAAUGUUGAGUUUCUUCAGCUUUUCAUUUAGUUAAAUAAAAAGUAUUAGACUAUAGUAUGCUCAAUAGUGAACAGAAAUGUUACUUAGAGCCUGAAUGCAUUUUCAGGGUGUAAACAGUUGCUCCAGCCAAUAUGUGGCAUGUAACGUGUAAAUAUAAAGUGUGACAAAUUAGAAGUUAGUUUCUCGGUGAGAUGUAUAAUAUCGUUAGUUAUUUUAUGAAGUUUAAUGUAAAGUGCAAUAACCCUUCUCAUGCGUGAUGUCAGGCCUGUAUCUAGCAUAAUAUGCACACAGUAUAACCAUACUCUAGCGGCCUUUAUUUCAGGCACAAAAAAACUAAAACCUAGAGCUGGAUUGAAUUUCUCUUUAAUCCUGGUCCACACAGGCCCUUACCCAGCUGCCCACUCCGUGUAACUGGGCCAGAGUGAAUGGGGCUCACUAGAGCCAGAUGGGUUUAUCUUGGCCUCGCACUAGUUUGCACAGUGUGGGAUGUUUGAGGCUUGGCCACUAUUAUGGCCCUUGAAGAGCCCAGCUCAAUGUCAACAUGCAAUUAACGCUUUUGAUAAUCCGGAACUGACUACCAUGCAGUUUGUUGUCAUAGGCUCUGCAAGAUCUGCCCUCAUAUUUUAAUUAGCUGGUUGACUUGCUGCCAGCUUUCCAAAAUAAAUAUGCCGCUGUGGUGAAAAGAGAAUGAGUUUAAGUGGCCAUACUUGUUGGAGAUAACUUCAAAUGCCAGUGGGGGAUCAGCGGUUGUUUUCCAAGUUAGAGUACAGUCUCAGUUGGAGACCAUCACGAAUGUAUGAAACAAAAUUAUUGUCGUGCUGUUAUGCUGGUAAAGUUUUGUUAUCUUGUCAGAUGGAAACACUUUCAUCGGAAAAGUUGAGUUUUUUUUAGUUAAUAAUAUAAUUCAUUUUUUUGCAGCCUGAACGUAACCUUUUAAAAAAAUAUUGUAGUCUGAAAGUAACUUAUUUCAAAUGUUAAAUUUCAGAACGUUGCUUAUAUUGUUCUUAUUUUUAUUACUAUGUUUAGCUUUACACUUGUACAAAUGAAUGACUGCGUCUAAUAUUAAAACUCAUUGUAAUUAUUGAAUUACUUUAUGAACAAACAGCUGAGUUUCAUAUAUUUUGACAAUACUUCAUUAUGUCAAUUGAAUUGUCUAAUAUUCCUUCACACACUAUUACAAUUAAUGCCAAGGUUGUCUUUUGUUGUUUAUUAAAGUGUGAUCACAUACACAAUUACGGUCACAAAUGUGGGCUUACAAUAAUUGAUUUAAAUAUGACAUGGCAGAAUAAUUUAUCUGCAGGCGAUUGCAUCAGAUGUGUGACGAAAAUUUACUUUGAUGUUUAAACAAAAAAACCCUUCAUAGUCAGAUGUUAUUUUCAAACGUAUUUUUGCAUGACUACUGCACUUCUUACUAAAUUAUUUAUGGUCAAUAAAACAAAAACAAUGAAAAUCAAA
Messenger RNA from Lethenteron reissneri (Far Eastern brook lamprey), 6611 nucleotides. Its product is annotated as receptor activity-modifying protein 1-like. NCBI's taxonomy places the organism in Eukaryota, Metazoa, Chordata, Hyperoartia, Petromyzontiformes, Petromyzontidae. The record is from RefSeq and is a predicted model, not a curated record. Gene Ontology annotation, cellular component: signaling receptor complex; membrane; cell surface. Gene Ontology annotation, biological process: receptor internalization; protein localization to plasma membrane; intracellular protein transport. Gene Ontology annotation, molecular function: coreceptor activity.